CUGCGAUUGUCAUACAAAUGACGGUGGUGACGGUUUCUUCAGCCCCCUUGUCGGUGGACCGUCACGAGCAUUUUUAUCUUGGAUCAUCAUAGGGGUGACCUUAUAUACUUCCUGUGGCCUCAUGCCUCAUCCCCUCAUCUUCAAGGCCACGAGAUCGAUUAUUUCUUUGUUGUUUCGGUCCAAAGAAGCUUUGUUUGCUGCGGGCGCAAGUCUCGAGUAUCUUUUUCUUUUUCUUCAGACCAGCUCGUACGUCAGUGGUUACCUUUUGAUUAUGAACUUGGCCCCUCCGCCCUUUUCGGUGCCAUCGUCGGCAGCAGACUCACAAGGCGGGGUUUCUGGGCUCGACAGUACGAUGGUAUAUGCUCCUUCUCAUCUAGACCCUCAUCCGGAAUCCAUGAGGAACCAUCCCGGACAACUGUCUGGUUUGGGGAUCUACCACUGCGCGAUGGAGUCGCUUCCUUCUCAGCCAAGGCUUGGUUCGAGGCCUCAGCCGAUGCACCUAUCUAUGAACGAAUGGCAGGGAAGCGCUAUGCCAGACCACAGUCUACCAAACACCUUUCUCAGCGCUGGUGGCAUCCCAGGAGAAGUAACAUAUCAGACUUAUGGAGCUCGCUCGAUACCAUCCAACACUACUCUCGACUUUGCGCAUUACCCGUCUCACAAUAUGGACCUCUCUCAGUGUUACGGCCAUGAAACAGCAUUCUGUUCGGACAGAGGCACAUUCUACGAUCAAUCGGGCAGCUCGUGGCCAGUCACACCAAGUUCCCGCGCUACGACGCCAUCAGUAACUCCAGUCAGAGUGAAAGAAGAGCUUGAUGGGGCCUGGGAGCCUCCGUUCUUUCGAGAUCCACGGGACGAGUGCCACGCGCAGACAAUGUCUACGAUUCCUCAAGUCGUGGUCGACAAUUCAUCAUCCCCUCAGAUUUCGCGCGGCCAGCUCAAUGGGAAAUUCUUCGGAGGCUCAGAGGUCGACUGGUCCACUCGACGUGGCCGGAGCAGCUCAGUAGAUCACUCGUCCAUCGAGCUGUCGCCAAAGUCGGAAAAGGAUAAUGAAGGGGUCGAUCUGGGCCGAGACGUUGCCUCGAUGAGUGGAUUGCAGUGCAACGUGUGUGGGUAUCUCUUCACUAGACGCUCAAAUUGCCGUGAACACAUGAAAAAGCAUGAUCCCAGCCAGAGGAAGGGUUACGAAUGCGAAACCUGUGCAAAGACGUUUGGGAGGAGAACAGAUCUAAAGAGACACGUCGAAAGCAUACACCACGGUACACGAAGAUUCGGUUGUGAUCAAUGCGGUCGACGGUUUACACGCCAUGACACUCUGACAAGACACUGCGCGGAUGGAUGCAAACGAAAGCAGCGGAAACACGACCGAGUCGAAAGUCCUACACACCAGGAACCUUCUGAACAAUAUCCUUCUCCGUCGCCUUCAUUCGAAAGUCCCUUAUAUGUGAGCCGAUUUGGUUCACUAGAACAACCGCUUACGACACGAAUUUCAUCCCAGCCAGGUCCGGUGAAGUCUCCGCUUGGCAGACCUCAUUCGCCAGCAAAACGAAAGUGAGGACACCGAAGUCUUUCACAAUCUCUUACUUUCCUUUUCUCUUCCUCUUAAUUACUGCAUCAUCGGGAUAAUAUGCAAUCCGGGGCGAAUAGAUAUUUGGAUAUUCAACUGUUGCUUUGGUCGCUACGAAGCUGCUCACUCUAACUCUUGACGUUUGCUACGUUACUAGGCCACAAGGGCGAUAAUUCCUGCG
Messenger RNA from Paecilomyces variotii, 1748 nucleotides. RefSeq lists its product as hypothetical. Lineage: Eukaryota; Fungi; Ascomycota; Eurotiomycetes; Eurotiales; Thermoascaceae. Gene Ontology annotation, biological process: regulation of transcription by RNA polymerase II. Gene Ontology annotation, molecular function: RNA polymerase II cis-regulatory region sequence-specific DNA binding; DNA-binding transcription factor activity, RNA polymerase II-specific. Gene Ontology annotation, cellular component: nucleus. The transcript is spliced from 3 exons. The record is from RefSeq and is a predicted model, not a curated record. Bases 122 to 1555 code for a protein of 477 amino acids.